This is a messenger RNA of Protopolystoma xenopodis, 426 nucleotides long. The record is from the annotation of a GenBank genome assembly. NCBI's taxonomy places the organism in Eukaryota, Metazoa, Platyhelminthes, Monogenea, Polystomatidea, Polystomatidae.
CUACCUGAUUGCCUCCGAAGCCCGAAACCAAUCGAGUAUUCUCAUCCCAACUCACCUCAAGCAUGCGCUUCUCCUUUGCAAGAUCAAAGCAUGGACCAGAUAAAUAUACCUGAGUGCCAAGAGGUACGGGCCACGACACCGGUAUUAGCAGAGCAAGAAGUAGAGAUCGUUGGCGGAGAGGAUGAGGAAAGUGAUGACCAAUCGGCUUCAGAGCCUCCAAACUGGAGAUAUUCCAGUCCUCCUAGCGUCUUACAUCCCGAAACAGUAGUUAGAUCCUCUGGGCCAGAGUAUUGGGACAAUUUGCCUCCAGGUAGCGGACAACAGUUGCGACCUCAACCACCAGGUGGCAUUGUUGCCACACAUCGCAAGUCUCCGGGAGAGGAUGCCGGUAGGAUUUUACUGAUUGCAUUUAUACAAUUCAAUUAA